Penicillium lagena is the source of this 1119-nucleotide messenger RNA. RefSeq lists its product as uncharacterized. Gene Ontology annotation, molecular function: protein binding; peptidyl-prolyl cis-trans isomerase activity. Gene Ontology annotation, biological process: protein peptidyl-prolyl isomerization; protein folding. Lineage: Eukaryota; Fungi; Ascomycota; Eurotiomycetes; Eurotiales; Aspergillaceae. The transcript has 5 exons. Gene Ontology annotation, cellular component: intracellular membrane-bounded organelle. The record is from RefSeq and is a predicted model, not a curated record. Bases 1 to 1119 code for a protein of 372 amino acids.
AUGGCGCAGUCUCACCGUUCCCGCGUCUUCUUUGACAUUAAGAUUGGCGAGGCCAACCCCAGUCGCGUCGCAUUUGAGCUGUACAACGAUGUCGUUCCCAAAACCGCGGACAACUUUCGGGCGCUGUGCACAGGUGAAAAGGGCAUGGGCACCCAGGGCAAGCCAUUGACCUACAAAGGCUCGAUCUUCCACCGGGUGAUCAAGCAGUUCAUGAUCCAGGGCGGAGACUUCACGGCAUUCAACGGCACGGGCGGCGAGUCGAUCUACGGCGAGAAGUUCCCCGACGAGAACUUCGAUCUCAAGCAUGAAAAGCCCUUCCUGCUGUCUAUGGCCAACUCGGGCCCCGGCACCAACGGCAGUCAGUUCUUCGUGACCACGGUCCCCACCCCGCAUCUGGACGGCAAGCACGUUGUCUUCGGCGAGGUGAUCAACGGCAAGAGCGUGAUCCGCAAGAUCGAGAACAUGAGCACCGAGGCCGACAAGCCCACGGUCGAUGUGACGAUCGUGGACUGCGGCGAGCUCACGGGCAAAGACUAUGAGGAUGCCGUGACACGCGUACAGGAUGCCACCGGUGACCCUUACGAGGACUUCCCCGAGGAUCACCAGGGCGAGGAGCUAACGGCGCCUCUGGUCUUGAAGAUUGCGUCGGAGCUGAAGACGUUCGGCAACACGGCCUUCAAGAAGGGUGAUCUGCACCUUGGCCUGGAGAAGUACCAGAAGGGUCUGCGCUACCUGAACGAAUUCCCCGAGCCGGGUGAGGGCGAUCCCAAGGAACUGGGCGGAGAGAUGAAGGCCCUCCGAUUUACGCUGCACUCCAACUCGUCGCUGCUGGCCAACAAGCUUGGACAAUUCCAAAACGCUCAGAGAUGGGCCGGUUUCGCGCUUCAGGUCGCAGAGGCAGCCAGUGCCAAGGACGCCGACAAGGCCAAGGCCUACUACCGCCGUGCUCUCGCUCACGAGGGCCUGAAGGAGGAGGACGAGGCGCUCAAGGAUCUGCAAGAGGCUGCGAAGCUGGCUCCCGGUGAUGCGGGUAUUUCCAAUGAGAUCACCAAGGUCAAGAAGGCCGUCAAGGACCGCGAGGCGAAGGAUAAGGCGGCGGCUAGGAAGUUCUUCGCUUAG